This is a messenger RNA of Trachymyrmex cornetzi, 359 nucleotides long. Its product is annotated as elongation of very long chain fatty acids protein 4-like. The annotation marks the transcript as partial. Gene Ontology annotation, cellular component: endoplasmic reticulum membrane. The record is from RefSeq and is a predicted model, not a curated record. Lineage: Eukaryota; Metazoa; Arthropoda; Insecta; Hymenoptera; Formicidae. Gene Ontology annotation, molecular function: fatty acid elongase activity. The transcript has a single exon. Gene Ontology annotation, biological process: very long-chain fatty acid biosynthetic process; fatty acid elongation, saturated fatty acid; fatty acid elongation, polyunsaturated fatty acid.
AUAAUUAGGUCCUUAUGGUAUUACUUUCUGUUAAAAAUAUUGGAUUAUGUUGAAACGGGCAUAUUUGUAUUAAGGAAGAAAGACAAUCAGAUAACCGCAUUGCAUUUGUAUCAUCAUGUGUCUACCUUACUUUUGGCGUGGUUAAGUCUAAGAUAUUAUGCCGUUGCUCCUGUAACGUUGAUGUUCUUCAUUAACAGCUUCAUGCACACCAUAAUGUACAUGUACUACCUUUCAGCAGCUUGGGGACCAAAUGUUCGAAAAGCUGUCGCACCUAUGAAACGAUGGAUAACUAUAAUGCAGAUGGUAAAUUCUCCUGAUUUUCUUUCACAUUUUUCACGUCGCCUUUUUUCCUUCAAAUC